AAUUGAUCCGUCGAAUCAGCGAAUAACCUCGCUGCCCACGCAGUGAUUAUUUAAGCGGUCGCAUCUUCGAUAUCAAAUUGGCGGGGAAGCCCGCAAAGGCCCCCACCUCCGGCCGCCUCCCGAAUACCGCCUUCUUUAGUGCCGGGGACCAAUGGUCCCUGGCUGUCCACUACUACUACUACUACUACUACUACUACUCCUACUACUUUCUAUCAACCAGCCCCAUACACACGCGGCCUGCAUAUGCACCUGCUGGAACCGAAACCAUCUCGCUCUGAAUGUGAUCUCCCAUCCCCGCUGCAAAUGCCGUCGGCUUUGCCUCUCCUUCCAGUAUGUUGGCCGCCAAACGCAAGCCGCCCAGCGUGGACUUGAAUGAUGAUAGACCUGUGGCAAAGAGGAGUAACAGCUUGAGUCACAAUGCUCAUGCACCCUGGUUACAAGACUCUAAAACGUCUCGGACAUGGCGGACUUUAGGCGAUCGUGGGGUACGGUCUUCGCUGCCACUCGAAAACAUGGUGUCGACCGUCCGCGAUUUGAUCGACCCGGACUUCGACCCUCUUAUUGCCAUUCUCGACGACGAACCUCGCUUCUUAAAGCCUCUCCCGUCUCGGAUCCCACCGGAAGACUUGGAGUUUCUGCGUUUCCGUGGGGCUUUGUCGAUACCAGAGAGUGGCCUGCGAAAUGAACUAUUGCGGUGUUAUAUCAAAUGGGUGCAUAGCUUCAUGCCAGUGCUAAAUUUACAAGAAUUUCUUCGAUGUGUCGCCGAAAACGACCCCAAAAGCAAUAUCAGUCUUCUACUUUUUCAAGCAGUGAUGUUUGUGGCGACGGCUUUCGUCGAUCUACAGCAUCUGCAGGCCGCUGGGUAUGCAACUCGGAAAAGUGCUCGCAGUGCGUUCUUUACUCGAUUAAGACUCCUCUACUCACUUGACUGUGAAGACGAUCGCAUCGUCGUUCUGCAGACUCUGCUGCUGAUGACAUAUUGGUCUGACCACCAGAACCACCCACAAAGAGACAUUUGGGACUGGAUUGGUGUCUGCAAUAUACAUGCACACUCAAUAGGAUUAAAUAGAGACCCUUCGUCGGCCAAUAUGGAUCCGAGGAUAAAACGACUGCGAGCCCGUAUCUGGUGGAGUCUGUACUCACGAGACCGCCUCAUUGCGAUGGGACUCAGACACCCGACCCAGGUGAACGAAGGCACUAGUAAUGUUCCCAUGUUGAGACUGGACGACUUUGAUUUCGAACCCUACCACCAUAAUGUUAUUGAAAUGUUUCGUUGUCGUCAGCUGGAGGAUAUUUCUCACCAAAAGCGCCUGGCAACCAUGUUUAUCGAGAAAGCCAAAUUAUGCCAGUGUAUCGGCCGGGUAUUGUUCGCUCAAUAUACCCCAUCGCAGUGUCAGUUUGGAGUGACCACUCGAACAACCAUCAGCCUAGUCCCUAGACAGGCUUCGGAAUCGGAGUUGGCGCGGUGCAGCCAGCGAUUGGAGUCGUGGUUGAGCGCCCUGCCGAAGGACGCACAGUUCAUCCCUGCGUCAAGGACGAACUUCCACGACGGGGAGGACGUUCUCCUCCUCCAUGGUGCUAUGGUAAGAAUGCUUUACCACGCCACUACAAGCACACUGCAUCGCCCCUGGGCUUUUGCAGCCAAUAAGGAUCAGUCGAAAUCACGCCGGGAUCUGAUCCAAACUGCACAAUCAAAGAUGCACGAUGCUGCUGUUGGUAUCACACACAUCAUCCAAGGUCUGAAUCAGCUCAACCUCACUCGAUUCCUCCCUCAAUCUGGAGUGACCGUCAUCAUCCCAGCAGCUGUGGCCCACCUGACCGAUUCGUUAUCCGGCAAUCCUGCAACUCGAGAAACCAGCAUCUACAACUUCCAGCGGUGCGUUCAGGUGCUGCAGGGCCUGAAAGACAUCUACCCUGCAGCGGACAUGGAGGUUGCCAACAUCGAAGCUGCGGUCAAGCUACAGUCCGACAGCACCAACACCUUCCUCCGGAUCAUGCAGUAUGCCAACGCUUCCGGCACGAUGACCCAGCUGCACUCCCACGAACAACCGCGAAAGCAAAGCGUCAUAUCAAACCCCCACACUAUAACCUCAACAGACGACCGGGGCUCCAACCAGUGGACUCCUCCCCAAGACGACCACGAACCAACCAUCAAUCUCAAACAACCUACCCUAAACCAACCAGUCCCGCCACACGACCAACUCCGACCAAGAGAACCAGCACCACCAGCAACCCUCCACCCACAUUCAACCACAACCACAACCCCAAUAGUACCAGUAACAGUACCAUCAACCCCCUAUCCAAACAAACCGAAUCCACCCCUCCAGACGACUUUGACGAUCCCAUCGCCAACUUCCUCAACGACACCAACCCUCCCAUCUCACCCCGAGACACCCGAUCCCAAUCCAACCCCAACAACACCACCGCCUUCAACCCAACUGACCCCUUCCCGUUCAACCUCGACUUCGACCUCGACACCUUUGCAGCCGACUUCCCUCCCCAGAAUUUCAAUCCCGACCCAUCCGCAGACCUCGACAUCGACUGGGCCAGUGAGCUUCUUCGAUGGACCGGACCAGCACCGGAGGAUGCAUUGACUAAUAACAAGGACUUGUUUUCCCCGUUUCCGAAUCAUGUUCAUGGCAGUACGCCGGGACAGGGGUCGAGCAGUCAUAUGACGGGGGACAUUACGGGCGAUUUAGAUCGAGAUUUGGGGUUUAUCCCGUCUGAUGAUGACAUGUUUUAGGUGACGAUAGAAGUCUGGCUCGGGGAUGAUCUUCAUGUACAUAGGAUAUAUAUUUUCAGCAUAGGCGUUUCUAAAGGAGUGGGAUGGGGCACUCUGUAGAUACUAGUGACUUUG
Messenger RNA from Aspergillus sclerotioniger CBS 115572, 2857 nucleotides. RefSeq names its product transcription factor domain-containing protein. NCBI's taxonomy places the organism in Eukaryota, Fungi, Ascomycota, Eurotiomycetes, Eurotiales, Aspergillaceae. The record is from RefSeq and is a predicted model, not a curated record. Bases 333 to 2594 code for a protein of 753 amino acids. Gene Ontology annotation, molecular function: DNA binding; zinc ion binding. The transcript is spliced from 2 exons. Gene Ontology annotation, biological process: DNA-templated transcription.